AUGGCGCACUCGCAUUCACAGGCGCAGCCUUCUUCCAACGUGAGCGCGCAGGAGUCUUCUUCUGCUGCCUUGCCCAACAACGCUGCCCCCUCUCCUCCUUCAAAGAGAGACCUAGCCAGCUGGUGGAGGCAGUUCAAGAGAAGCACAAAGAAGGAUGGCUCAGUGCUAGCCCCCCAGACUCCCUCUGGCAUAUUUGGGAUCCCCCUCAACGUGAGCAUCAAGUACGCCAACGUGGCCAUCUCUCUCACUGGCGAUGACGGGAAGAGCUUCAUCUACGGAUACGUGCCCAUAGUAGUGGCAAAGUGCGGGGUCUUUUUGAAGGAGAAAGCAACCGAUGUGGAGGGAAUCUUCCGAUUGAGCGGCUCUGCGAAGCGCAUCAAAGACCUACAGGAGAUAUUCAACUCUCCAGACCGCUUUGGAAAGGGGCUGGACUGGACCGGCUAUACCGUGCACGAUGCUGCCAACAUCCUGCGCCGCUACCUCAACCAACUGCCCGAACCGAUCGUGCCCCUAGAGUUCUAUGAGCGGUUCAGGGAGCCGCUGAGACAUCGACAAGGGAGGCCAGACGGCGAAGAGGCCGCUGUCCUCGUCGACAAGGAGCAUGGAUUUGACAGGGAUGCAGCAGUCGCAGCUUACCAGCAGCUCAUCAAGGAGCUCCCGCCGCUCAACAGGCAGCUGCUUCUCUACCUCCUCGACCUCCUGACCGUCUUCGCGUCCAAAUCUGACCUCAACCGGAUGACCGCGGCCAACCUGGCCGCCAUCUUCCAGCCCGGCAUGCUCUCCCAUCCGUCCCACGACAUGUCUCCGCAGGACUACAAGCUCAGCCAGGACGUCAUGGUCUUCCUCAUCGAGAACCAGGACAACUUCCUCUUUGGCAUGACGGGCACCGCCGCCGAUGCGCAGACCGUCAAGAACAUACAGGGAGGGAUGUAUCCGCCCCUGCAGAAGACCACCAUCAGACGAUCAGCCUCAAACGCCAGUGGAGGCGCAGACAGCUUGAGGAAGUACGAAGCUCUCCGCCGGAACAUGUCUGUCUCCUCGAGAAAUUCCAAUGGAAACGUUGCAAGCCCUACCACACCCAACUCCAAUUCAAAGACGGGCGGCAUCGGCCUACAGCGCAGUAACACCGUACCCUCGAAGAGAGCUCCUGGAUUCUCACCCUCGAGCACGUUUACGCGGCAGCAGACGCCAGCUACACCAGCUUCCCUCAGCCUGUCCCCCACACAGAAGGCUCCAGCUUCUGCCGGUUCCAGCAAAGCUCCCCCAGCUCAGGAUAUCACCAAGUUGGCCGAGCACCCAAAGAAGACGUUGGAGCAGCCUGAAAACGGUGUCGCGGUUGCAGAAGCUGCACAAGAUGUGACUGCUGCUGCUGCUGCUACUACCACUACUGCUGCUGCAGAAACCGCCGUCGAGCCUGAUCAGGUAUCUCUUCCUGUUCGGAACGUCGAGGCUGCUCUCCCUAAAGAACCUGUCCAAGUACAACCUGCCGAAGCUGCUCCAUCUCAGCAGCCUGGCGAACCUACCCAUCCCGAUCACACUGUUGAAACCCCCAGACCUCCUCAGCUGGCUGAGCCUAUUGAAUUUACAAAGCCAGCUGAGAAAGCUCCCGCUACCCAGCCUGCUCCUGUCACUGAACCUGCUCCGGCCGAUCAACCAAGCCAGCCCACUUCACCUGUCCCGCAAACUCAACCCGUUCAACCUGUUCAACCUCAGCCUGCUCAAUCUUCUUCGCAGCCUGUCCAGCCUAUUCCAAGAGCCCAACGGCCGACAUACAUUGACGCCCUUCCCCCUCCACAACUUGAUCCAACAACCUCCAACCCGACAAACACCAAACCGUCAACUCCAACCAAAGAGCGCAAGCUAGCCUCUCUAUUCGCCUGGACCAGCCCUCCCAGCGACAAGAGGGACACCAACAAGUUAAAAAAGAAAAGACGCAUCCCAGGCAGCGCGAGUGAAAGCGCCCAAAGCUCUACCGCCUCCCUUCCACCGGGGUCCGAUGAUACUACCACCCUCUUGAAACCAACAACUUCUCACCCCGUAACCUCGAACCCAGACGAUACCACCAUCGACGAGUCCCAUGUCUCUACCCCAAAGGUUCCAAACCAUCCCAUCUCCCCUCCUCCAGCCCACGUAUCGCCCUCUCAAAGCCAGAGCAGCCUAGAUGUGGCUUCCCCUCCGCAUCAACACAACUCUCUGACAGAGCGCAUGCUGAGGCCUCCACGCUCGCGCACACCUUCUCCAAACUCGCACUCUGUGACAGACCAGUCAGACAUCGAAGAGUCUUCCAAAGGCGACAAGAAAGAUAAGCGGCGAAGCUGGCGCUUCCACCUAUCCGGCAAGAAGUCGGAAGAUUAA
Molecule: messenger RNA, 2355 nt
Organism: Microsporum canis CBS 113480
Lineage: Eukaryota; Fungi; Ascomycota; Eurotiomycetes; Onygenales; Arthrodermataceae
Product: rho-GTPase-activating protein 5
Exons: 3
Coding region: 1-2355 (784 amino acids)
Biological process (GO): activation of GTPase activity; regulation of fungal-type cell wall organization; signal transduction
Cellular component (GO): cell cortex
Molecular function (GO): GTPase activator activity
Source: RefSeq, a predicted model, not a curated record